Messenger RNA from Oncorhynchus mykiss (rainbow trout), 1439 nucleotides. RefSeq names its product empty spiracles homeobox 1 (gene emx1). Gene Ontology annotation, biological process: regulation of transcription by RNA polymerase II; brain development; central nervous system development. The record is from RefSeq and is a predicted model, not a curated record. Gene Ontology annotation, cellular component: nucleus. Gene Ontology annotation, molecular function: DNA-binding transcription factor activity, RNA polymerase II-specific; RNA polymerase II cis-regulatory region sequence-specific DNA binding. Lineage: Eukaryota; Metazoa; Chordata; Actinopteri; Salmoniformes; Salmonidae.
AGAACUGUCAUUGUCAACCUUGUAAACACUGAUUUCAUUUCAACGUGAUAACAAAUGUGUUCAUGGAUAUUCAACCUGGAUAUUUUUGCUGGUGUUGUCUUUAUACAAUGAGCAAAAUGUCACCCGAUGAAAAAAUAAAUAGACUAUGGGUCACUAUACUAUUCUUUUGACAUGAACCUAUUGUUGUUUUUGAAUUUGCCGUACGUCAUCUCCAACUCCAAUCCUGCCUCUGUCCUAAAUCCAGGCGCCAGGUAGUUGUGAGAACUCAUUGGCAGGUGUACUCGUCCAAUCAGCACCAUUUAGUUUCAGCCCCGUUGCCCCUUGCCUGCACCACAUCCCAGUCCUCUGGGUUCCAGAACGUUGACGCACACAUUUCGCCUCAUAUUCUUCCUGACACGAAACGCAGCUCCGCGGAUCAGGCGUCGCGUCACUAACUCAAAAGGUGCUCAAGGUUCCCGCUCAGAACAUCGGUCCAGGAGGGGGCACUACCGUAGGUUAACCGUUGGUGCUCACUAUGCCUUUUUGAAGGGGUACCAUUGUGACUGGCUUAAAGAGUAAGUUACAAGAUAUAUUCUGUUUUUUUUUCUGGAUUUCUAUACGUGAAGUGAGGAAGAUGUUUUCGUCCGCGGGUAAACGCUGUUUUACGAUAGAAUCAUUGGUGGCCAAAGAAAACCCUCUAACUACGGAAGAUCCCAUCCGACCGACGGCUUUGACGUAUUCCAACCCCACUGACGCUUUCAUGAACGGGUACCAGAGUCCCACCGGCAGGUCUCUGUAUCAGAACCCGGAGCUGGUGUUCCCUGAGUCAGUCAACCACCCAGGGCUGACCAUGAACCCCCACCAGCUAGGAGGGGGCCACCUACAACACCCUGCACACUUCUUUGGGACGCAACACCGAGACCCUCUUAACUUCUACCCAUGGGUUUUACGGAACAGGUUCUUCGGACACAGAUUUCAAGGAAAUGAUGUUUCCCAAGAUAGCAUGCUCCUUCACGGCCCGUUCGCCCGGAAACCCAAGCGGAUCCGCACCGCCUUCUCCCCGUCGCAGCUCCUGCGGCUUGAACGGGCGUUCGAGAAGAAUCAUUACGUCGUAGGAGCGGAGAGGAAACAGCUGGCCAACAGUCUGAGUCUGUCUGAAACACAGGUGAAGGUGUGGUUCCAGAACAGGAGGACUAAAUACAAGAGACAGAAGCUGGAGGAGGAGGGGCCUGACUGUCAUCAGAAGAAGAAAGGAAACCACCACAUCAACAGAUGGAGGCUUGCCACCAAGCAGGGCAGCUCAGAGGACAUUGAUGUCACCUCUGAGGACUGAGAAUACCCCCCCCCCCCCACUCCCCCUUAUGUCCCCUUCCUCCUACUCCCAUGGCCUCCUACACCCUUCUACCCUCCUACUCCCCUGCCCCCCCCCUCCCCACAUUCCCUGGCCUCCUACACCCUUC